Messenger RNA from Lolium perenne, 651 nucleotides. Its product is annotated as NAC domain-containing protein 18-like. Lineage: Eukaryota; Viridiplantae; Streptophyta; Magnoliopsida; Poales; Poaceae. Gene Ontology annotation, molecular function: DNA binding. Gene Ontology annotation, biological process: regulation of DNA-templated transcription. The record is from RefSeq and is a predicted model, not a curated record.
AUGGCGCCGCCGCCCGUGCCGAACCUGCCAUCGGGCUACGUGUUCAGGCCCAAGGGCCGGGACCUCAUCGAGCACUACCUCGUCCCCAAGGCGCUCGGCGGCUACGUCGUCCCGGGCAUGGUGGCGGAGGGCGUCGACGUCUUCGCCACGACCCCCGACGCGCUCCCCUUCAGCCGCAACCACCGCAGGGACCACGGGGAGGUGUGGUGCUACUUCUUCGGCGCCCGUCCCGCCCCCGCCGCCCCGCGGGCCACGGUCCCGGCGCCCGGCGGCCGCUGGUUCCCCUACGGCGUCGAGAAGGCGUACGGCGUGGGCGAGGCGGUCGCCUUCCGACGCAGGUUCAGGUACAGCGCCAUCUGGCAGGGCGGCGGCGGCGGCAGCGGCACCGGGGUGUGGGUGUCGUCGCCGUGGCUCAUGACGGAGUUCCGGCUCAACAAGGGCGCCGCCGCCUUCCGCGGCGCGCGGCUGGGGCCCGAGGCGAACUUGGACUGCGUGGUCCGCAAGGUCUUCACCAAGCCCGCGGUCCCUCCGCCGUCUGCCCGCUCCAGCGACGACGAGAGCACGGGUUCCAACUACCCCAGCGCCAGCGCGGACGAGGAAGGUGGCUACUCCGGCGAGGAGCUGCCCACGAAGCGCGCUCGGUUCUGUUGA